AUGGCAGAAAGUGCGCCAGCUCCCGCUCCUGCUCCAGUCGCUCCGGCUAAGACCACCAAGAAGAAGACGGCAAUCAAGCCCAAGAGUACAGGACCUAGCCUUAAAGAUUUGAUCCUGAAGGAAGUGUCUGCCUCCAAGGAGAGGAGUGGGGUGUCCCUGGCUACGUUGAAGAAAGGACUGGUCGCCGGUGGCUACAACCUGGAUAAAAAUAACUCUCGGGUAAAUUUGGCAGUUAAGGCUAUGGUGGCUAGUGGGACCCUGGUUCAGACUAAGGGAAAAGGUGCUUCUGGUUCUUUUAAGGUCAACAAGAAGACCGUUGAAAAGAAGAAGCCGGCCACGAAAGCAGUCCUUAAAGCUAAGAAGUCUGUUCCGGCUAAAAAGGUGGUAGCAAAGAAACCUGUGGCGAAAAAGUCACCGAAGAAGUCCGCUCCACCUAAGGUGAAGAGCCCAAAGAAGGCUAAGACUGUUGCGAAGAAGUCGGCCAAGAGUCCAAAGAGUGUUCAGAAGCCAGCGGCAAAGGUAACCAAAAGCCCUAAGAAAACGAAGGCAAUCAAUUCAAAAGUUGCCAAACCCAGGAGCGUCAAGAAAGCUGCUCCCAAGAAGAAGUGA
Messenger RNA from Conger conger (European conger), 609 nucleotides. RefSeq names its product histone H1-like. Gene Ontology annotation, biological process: nucleosome assembly. NCBI's taxonomy places the organism in Eukaryota, Metazoa, Chordata, Actinopteri, Anguilliformes, Congridae. Gene Ontology annotation, molecular function: structural constituent of chromatin; DNA binding. Bases 1 to 609 code for a protein of 202 amino acids. The record is from RefSeq and is a predicted model, not a curated record. Gene Ontology annotation, cellular component: nucleosome. The transcript has a single exon.